AAUGGCUGCCGAGGUUCAAGAAUUGCGAGUUCCUGGUGAUAAAAGCAUUAAAAUCUCAAAAUGGAAAGUUCGGCAAGGCAGUCACAUAUCAAAGGGUGUGUUAAUGGCAAUGUACAAUACAGAAGAACAAGAAAAGGAUACAGUUCAGCAGAAAUUAAAGGCCCCAAACGCUGGGAUUGUGAAGAGAAUUAUAGCCAAAGAAGGACAACUCUGUGAACCAGGGUCUAUACUUGUAGAAAUAGGACCCCAGUCAGCAAAUUUAUGUUCACAUCCCACAGUAAUGAAAGAUAUGUGUGCAGAAUGUGGUGCUGAUCUCAGAUGUGAACUUGGACUAGCUGGUGACAGAAAGGAACCUGUAAAAGCCUCUGUGGCUAUGGUGCAUUGCAUACCAGAAUUGAUUGUCAGUGAAGAGGUAGCUUUAGAAUUGGGAAAAGCAGAUGAAAAUCGACUGUUGUCUUGCAGAAAAUUAGCUUUAUUGGUUGAUUUAGAUCAAACUCUAAUUCACACGACCAAUGAUGCUAUACCAAAUAAUCUCAAGGAUGUGUAUCAUUUUCAACUUUGGCAUGGUAGAAAACUUUUAUGGUAUCAUACGAAAUUCCGGCCUGGCACUAAAGAAUUUCUGGAAAAAAUUUCAAAGUUGUUUGAAUUACAUAUCUGUACUUUCGGUGUUCGAAUGUAUGCCCACACCAUUGCUCGAUUUAUUGAUCCUGAUGGCAAAUAUUUUUCUCAUCGUAUAUUAUCAAGAGAUGAAUGUUUUGAUGCCAUGUCAAAAACUGCCAAUUUAAAAGCAUUGUUUCCAUGUGGUGACUGUAUGGUAGCUAUCAUAGAUGACAGAGAAGAUGUUUGGAACUUCGCACCAAAUCUGAUUCAUGUUAAACCUUAUCAUUUCUUCCAAGGUACAGCAGAUAUUAAUGCCCCUCCUGGAUUGACAAAAACAGAGAAUGACAGUGUACCAGUGUCACAUGAAGUACGCAGAUCAAGUUCAGAAACACAGAAAUUAAACGAACCAGAAACAAUGAAAUCAGACGACCCAGAAAAGCAGAAAACAAACGAACCACAAACACAGAAAUCAGAGAAACCACAAACACAGAAAUUGGACGAACCAGAAGCGAUGGAAGUCGAAUCAGAUUCAGAUAGAAUGUCUACUGAUGGUGACAAAGAUUUAGUAAAAGACAACAUUAAUUCUUCUUCCAAUCAAAGUGAUGAAAACUCAAAUAAAACUGCCGCAGAUAAUAAAAAUUCUCUGCAUUCGGACAAUUCUGUUGCAGACAUAUCUAAUUCAAAGGGAAAUAACUCUGAGCAGUCUACUACCUCCACAACAGAUGAUAAAUCGAAAGAAACCAUUAAAUCACAGAACAGUGAAGAAGAAGUGGAGGAGAUAGAAUGGGUAGAUGAUGAUGAUUAUCUUAUUUAUUUAACAGAUAUUUUAACGCGAAUUCACACAGCUUAUUAUGAUGUUUACGAUCAAAUGAAGGAUAAGGAGGACAUGUCAGAAUUACCAAACAUUAAGAAUAUCAUUCCAUAUGUCAGACGAAAAGUUCUUAAGGGUGUGAACAUUGUCUUUAGUGGUGUUGUACCGUUAAAUAUGGCCCCUGAAAAAUGUAGGGCCUACAUUAUUGCUAAAACAUUAGGUGCUAAUAUUCACACGAACAUUAUUUCUCGUAAAGAAAAUCCUGAAGAGGCAACAACCCAUCUAGUGACGUCAAAAGCUGGGACUGCUAAAUAUAAACUUGCUAGUAAAAUGAAGAACAUUUGUAUUGUUAAUCUGGAUUGGUUACUGUGUUGUUCGUACAGAUGGGAGCGAGUUGAUGAACGUUUGUUUCCCGUCUCAGAUGACAGUGCGGGUUCGUAUUGUGACAGUCCGAUAACAAAUGCUGAAAGUCUAAGAAAACUAUCCAAAAAACAGAAACGGAAAGCUGAGGACACUGACAAUGUUUUUGGUAGCGAGAACAUUCAAGAUUCAAAUUCUUUGAAGCGUGCUAGGAAAGAUGAAGGCAUGGAAGAGGAUGCUCAAAACAAAUCAAGAUUUGCCACCAGUUUUAACCCUCUCUUUUCUUUCUCUGAUGAAGAUAUUGAAUGUAUGGAUAAAGAAGUUGAAGAUUUAAUGGACGAUGAUGAUGAAGAUGCUUCAGAUGAAGAUGAAGUAGAUCGCCAUGAGCGUGUUCGUAAUCAAGUCCUCAGCAACCCUCCCGAAGAAUCCUCUACUGAUGACAGUUUAGAUGCCAACUUUCCCCGAGGCUGGAAGAAAAAGACGCAAUCGGAAGUUGAUUGCAUAGAAAAAGUUAAAGAAGAGGACAGCGAUGCUCCCGUCCCUGAUGAGGACUCUGAAAAUGAAUUGGACAAAUAUCAGAAAAAUUUAGAAGCCUUCUCUCCAGAUUCCAAUAUGAGUGACUCAGAUAAGGAUUCUAUAGGAUCAGUUGAUGAUGAAAUAGCCGAUGCUGUGGAAAAGGAAUUUCUUUCAAUGUUAUAAGUUUAUUAUAGUCUUUUUCAUCUUAAAUCUUAGCCUCAGUAUUUUGUUACAAUGCUUCCUUGAGUGCUAUUUUACAUAUUUCAACAUUUUGUGUUAUGUGAUAGUUAAAACUUGCUGAUGAUACUAUGUUUGUUCUUCAUAUAGUUAUCUGAUUGAUUGAUCAGGAUGAAAGUGUUUAUAUCUACAGAAAGGCAUACAUGUAGUGUGCCUCAUUUCUGUAUUUCAUUUAAAUUUGCAUGUACGUUUUAUCAUGUUUAUUAAGAACUUUAAAGCAUAACUGUUUCAGAUCAUGCCAGGCAAACAUAACAAUAUACAUAUAAUUUCCAUUGUAUUAUAUAUGUAAAAUAUGUGAUUUUGACAUGAGUCAGUGGCAGCAGAUCAUUUCUAUUUGACUAGAAUCUGUUUUAUUUAGUUCAAUCUGAAAUUAAUUUGGAAUUCCCAGAUUAAAGUGUAUCUCAAACAAGAUUUAAAAUCAUUUAUUUAUAAAAGUGUUGUUUUCAUUGUGUCUCAGUAUACUUUAUCAGUUAGGAAAAUUACAUUCAUUCAGCUGUCUAUAAAGAUUGUGUAUGUUGUUGUAAUGUCUCCAUCCAUCACAAGAGUAAUUAGUGUAGUUACGUAAUGUUUUAUUAUAUGAAUUUUUAUAUAUGAUUUAUUACUACCUGUACUAACCAACUGAUUAAUGUUUUGUGUCUUACCUAAAAUAAUUGGGGGGUUGCAUGGCUGAAUGGUUAGCGUGUGACCGUUGUAUCAUAAAGUCUGUGAUUGAGUCAACUGGCGUGGUUUUGAUUCCCUGGUUGUAUGUGUAGGGUCGCCUGUCCAACCUUGUGGGUUUUCUCUGGGUCCUCCGGUUUUCUUCCACUGCUAAAAACCCCUAUACGCAAGCGAAUUAUUGAAAUAAAAUUAAACCAUUCGUUAGUCCUGAAAUGACCUAGUAUGUGUCGAGUGGACGUUAAACCCCAUUUGUCUCUCUCUCCCUAAAAUAAUUGACAUGUUUUAUUUAGGCAUAGCUGGUCAGAGAGUGAUGUAUAAAAUCAUUACAAAAAUUAUAAGUUAAAAAGUCUAUACUUCAAUAUAGCUGGUCAGAUUUAUCACAAAUUUUGCACAGGAUCUAAUAAUAUGAACAUCCUUGAUAUAACCAUCUGGUGAAGACCACAUUAAAGACAGUGUUAUUGUAAUUAUUAAAUCUUUGUAUGGAAUAAACAUAUACUUUGUUACGACUAUCAAUAGCCUACUGUGUAUCUUUCGAAUUCAAUAUUUAAAAUAUCAUGUUCUUUAAAUUAGUUUAAAAUAUGUGUCUUUAUGUAUUUAACAAAUAGUGUGAUUUAAGAUAGACUAAUGGUGAUAAAUUGUUCUGACUUGCGUAGAUUCAAGGAUAUGUUUUUAUAAGAGUAAGGUUUAAGAUAUUUGGCUGUAUGUCACUAUAGAAUCAUAUACUCACUGUUAUUUAUGGAGUAAGAUUACAUUUUUAAAUUUUCUAACUCUACAUCUCAAGUUUUUAUUACUUGAGGCUAAAUAUGGAAUAUACAGGGUAUGUCCAAACAUAGUAGUCGUUAUGCAAUAAGUAAUACAUGCACAGCCCAGCUUAACCAAGAGCCAAAUUGCCCGAGGGCCCUGCAGAUCAUGGCAAAAAAAGAAAAAAACCCUAUUAAAUUCCCGAUGAAUGUUCCACUCAUCGAACUAGCAGCACGAUGGGUGUAGGCGGGGUGAAUCUGCGAUCCCUCAACCAUCUCUGUGAUCGGUUGAAACCUGUGAUGUAGGUGAUCGCUCGUAUGCUAAUUAUGAGCAACUUUUCCUAGGCCCUCACCAGUCACGUACACUACAACACUUUUGAUUCAACUUGCUAUAACAGUUCUGCUCCAUUAUAUUUCAUUUUCGCGCCUAUAUGCCAUUUGGAACUGAAUAGAUUUCCUAUUUGAUCAGAUAUGUAAUUUCUUCUUGUACUGCAGACCGUUUAAUUGUGUGUUACACAUGCGUUCCAUUUGAAAGGAUAUAAAAUAAUCUUUUCGUAGCGGUAGGGGCCCUGCAAUUCUAGUCUGGCCCAGGGCCCCACUAUUGCCCAGGGCCCCACUCUAGUUUGUCCUUUUCAUUCCAAUGCAACUACAAAAAGAUGCUGUUUGUUAUUGGAAUUUGAAAUAUCGUCUCUAUUCUUGCAAAGAAAUUCUAUAAUUGUUAUGAAUAUAAUGUACUUAAAGACCACUUCUUGUUUUACCCCACUGAAUACCCAAACUUUUACUUUAUUUUUUUAAUAGUUUUGUUAUUUCUUUUUUCAGUGUUAACAUUUGAUUCAUUGUGAAGCUUCUUGUUAUGUAUUUCCCUUAUCAUUGUUUGUAUAUAUUGAAUAGGAAAAAAACCCAACCUCAAAACAAAAUUAUCAUAUCUUCUUAAAUUUUAGUUUAUUAGAAGAAUUAUUAGAACUCAGGAAAGUAGCAAAAUUAUGAUUCAGCCAAAAACACAUUAUUUUAUAUUUUGUAGUUGUAAUAUUUUUGAUUAUCACUUGUUAAUUUGUUAGAAGAUUUGCAUAAUAAUGCUACAUGUUUCACACCUGAUAUACGCAUCAUAAUAUUUGUUCAUACUGAUCAAAUUAUUUUACUUCACCACAUCAUGAUCUAUUAUUGUAUAUAGUUGUUGCUGAAUGUAAAACUUGCCUUUUAUUAAAUUCAGUUACUUACAUGUACUGUAUCAAGUUUGAUUGGUUUAAGACCUGCA
Molecule: messenger RNA, 5176 nt
Organism: Patella vulgata (common limpet)
Lineage: Eukaryota; Metazoa; Mollusca; Gastropoda; Patellidae
Product: RNA polymerase II subunit A C-terminal domain phosphatase
Exons: 6
Coding region: 2-2470 (822 amino acids)
Cellular component (GO): nucleus
Molecular function (GO): RNA polymerase II CTD heptapeptide repeat phosphatase activity
Source: RefSeq, a predicted model, not a curated record